Molecule: messenger RNA, 2424 nt
Organism: Phytophthora nicotianae INRA-310
Lineage: Eukaryota; Oomycota; Peronosporomycetes; Peronosporales; Peronosporaceae
Exons: 3
Coding region: 1-2424 (807 amino acids)
Biological process (GO): regulation of DNA-templated transcription
Cellular component (GO): nucleus
Molecular function (GO): RNA polymerase II cis-regulatory region sequence-specific DNA binding; DNA-binding transcription factor activity, RNA polymerase II-specific
Source: RefSeq, a predicted model, not a curated record
AUGCAUCCACGUUCCACACUCAGCAAACCGUCUCCCAAGAGGAGCUUGUCAUGUGCAGGUCUCGACGAUCUGGAAGAGCUCCUUCAUAGCUCUGAUACUGCACGCGCUCCUCCGAAUCGUAAACGCCACCACAGUUUAAACAGUGACAACAACUUCGCUGCCACCAACUUUGGGACUCCAUCGUCACCGUCUCGACACGAAUAUCAGCCACCUCCUGCUUCCUAUCCUGGGGCAUUGCGCCGUCCUGAACUUCCCACAUUUAGCGAGAAAAAUAGCUCGAGUGGAGGCUUCCAACUGGUUUCAUCGACAUCUUCAUCAUUCGAGUCUAGGUACCCCCAGACAUCUUCCAACCAAUCUCAGCCCAUGGAUCGUCAACAUUCCGAUGGCCAGGACAACAAUUAUCAAGACGAACACGACUUUGACAGUGAGUUUAGUGGGCAAGAUGCCAGCUCCGGAGACGAUCACGAGUAUAAAAGCAGUGGCCACUUCUCCUCGACAGCUUUACCAUCCCAAGAUCCUCAGGAUUCCUUCGAGCACAGACUGAAACUUGAUCACGAUCCGCUCGCUGGAAAACGUCUUGAUCACAGUGUUUUUCUUCCACAUUCUCAUCGCACAGCGGGCAGCGAAUGUUCCCCACGCGAGGAAUUUCUCGUCCAGGCAUUUGGUCCCAGUGGGUUCAAGUUGCAUGGCACUUCUGUGUCAAGUAACGAUGAUUUGGAUGACAGUCUCAGUGAUGACAGCAGCAAUAACAGGGAACAUAGUGCAUCGGGUCAUGCUGCUGCAAUGACAGACGCAGAUACGGAACUCAAGAUGUCGUUCAACGAGCUGGAGGCAGAUAUUCGCGGUGCGAUGCAUCAGAAUCCUCACCAUCAACAACAUUCCCCCAGACUUCCAGAGCUAACAGGGCUAUCUCAUCAGCCAUUUGCGUCACCUUCACACGGCUCGUUCGGACUCAAUCGCACUGCCAUUUUCCCUCGAAGUAACCAGGAAGUGCACCACGUUGCAAUGUUCGGUCAAUCACAGGACGUUCGCCCUCAUCUCAUUCAAACCCAGAAAGACACAGGAUUUUUUUCACGAGAGCAACAUCAUCAGAGUCCCUCACGUGCAUCACUGGCUAAGACACCGCAAAGUAAAGGAGCUAGUGCGGUUCAAACGCCCACAAAAUGGCUUCGUGAUGAAGACGAGCGACUGCGAGUAGCUGUGGCUCGGUUUGGUGGCAAGAAUUGGAAAAUGAUCGCCGAGACGCUGGGGAACGGACGCACAGAUGUCCAGUGUCUUCAUCGUUGGAACAAAGUUCUUAAACCCGGUUUGAUCAAAGGACCCUGGACACCUGAAGAAGAUCGUAUCCUCACUAGUCUCAUUACGCGCUAUGGAGUCGGUAAGAUUCGUUGGUGUGACCUUGCACUGCAUUUGCCAGGACGGAUUGGCAAACAGUGUCGCGAACGUUGGUGCAAUCAUCUCGACUCCCGUAUCCGAAAAGGUCAGUGGACUCCAGAGGAAGAUGAUAUGGUAUUUCGAUGGCAACAGAAGUUGGGGAAUAAAUGGAGUGAGAUCGCCAAACUGCUCCCUGGACGUACAGAAAACGCCGUCAAGAAUCGAUUCAACUCGGCUGCGCGGCGCAAGUGGCUUAUGAACCAAGCGAACAAGUCGGCUGCUGCUGCUGCAGCGCAGUCGACGCCACCAGCACCUAACCCCUCGCAAGUAUCUCCACAUCAGCAGCUUCAGCAACAUACAUUGAUGCAGUCUUCUUCGGCUCAUCAAGAGGGCAAUGUCUACAACGUCAAUACUAUGCCCUACGGAGGUGGAAAAGUAUCGCCAUUGCCCUCAACUGAUGCAUUAAUGGAACAUCACCCGCACAAUAUGAUCCCACCACUUGGACGGCAAAACUUCAUCCAGCACUACACUUCCCCAACUAACGCUUUAUUACCCGGUGGUCCAGUUUUUCGUCCCGUUGGAAAUGACCAGAGUUUCGAUCACGACAAAUCUGCUGAGGUUGGUAAGGGUGACUCGAUGCCAUUAGCACCUCCACCGACGUUUGUACCGCCUCCACUCAACUCGCUCUUCCAUCCUCCUCCCGUCAAUAUCGCCACUGGUUCUAGCCGCAAUUUGCAACAUUUAGUCAGCCCCGCCAGUGGAGCGUCCCUCACUCCCGUCUUCCCAUUUCCAUCUCAUCUUCCGACUUCAACGCAUUCCGCUUCAUCCAGUGUUAUACUUCCUGCAUCCAAGUCCAUGUCUGGUGACGACAAAGACGUCGAUUCUUCAAUUCUCCCGUUGAAGGAAGAAAAACUCGAACGAGAUGAUUUAGUCCUCCAAGCCACGCCAGCGUCAAGUUCUGGUCCUGACCCCAGCGUACCUAUGGACGACGAAAAUAUGAACAGCUUCCUUGACAGCGUCGCUCUUGAACUCGACGACAUCAUGGAAUAA